AUGGAGGAAAAACACCAAAAUAGCCAACGACAACGGCCGGGGAAAAGUCCUCGGAAAGCAUUCCGAGAGCACUUAUUUCAUUCUCUGCCCAAUUAUGCCGGUCCGUACAGCGUAGGGAUAAUGGAAAUAGAAGUACCGGUACGUGAGCCGCGCACGUUCUCACGUAUCAAGCGCAGCCAUACGCAUGCGCUGCGGAUGGAUACGGUCCUCUUCUCAAUAUACUACCUACCCAUUGUGCCACAUUUGCCUGUUACGGCUUAUAUCGCGGCUACGACUAUGUUCACUAAGCUGCCCGCUUUCCGGAACGCCAAGCUUGCCGGAGACCGCACCGGUGACUGCGCCGGUGCUGCAUCUUGCUCAUCGUCUGGUGCCCACAGCCAAGACACAUUGACGGGAAGUGGAGACAAGCCCAAAUUCCAAGUCAUUUUCUUCAAUCACGGAUUAAGGGGUUCUCGAACGUGUUACAGUACAGUAUGUGGGGAGCUUGCUAGCAACGGUUUUGUUGUUGUUGCAGUAGAACACCGUGAUGGAAGCGGUGCGCGCUCCUGUGUCAAUAUUCCGCCAAGCGGCAAGCUGGCAGACGGUCUAAAGAUUGACAACACAGACCCGAAACGCUCUUACAAAGUCGAUUAUAUUUUCCCUCUAGAUAAUGCUCUGGAUACGUCACCUCAUAACGCCCGAGGUGUGGAUACUGAACUUAGGCACGCCCAAAUCGAAAUGCGCAUGUCUGAGAUUGGAGAGGCGUACUAUGUCCUUGAGCUCCUCAAUAAUGGCCAGGGGGACUUGGUCUAUAAGAAUAAUUUGAGAAAGAAGGGCAAUGCUGGGUCGAGCUCCAAAGGGUUAGAAGGUAUCGAUUGGUCCGAUUGGGAUGAUAGGCUUCUAUUGCGGAACGUUACGACAAUGGGACACUCUUUCGGUGGAGCGACGACAGUCGAAAUCGUUCGCCAGAAUGACCGUUUCCCCUAUAUUGGUCAAGGUAUCCUCCUUGAUGCAUGGGGACAGGCCACACCGAAACCUCUUUUAGCCAUCGACUCUGAGGCAUUCAUGCACUGGCCUGAAAACUUCAAGAGAAUAUGUGAUAUUGGAGAAGAAGCGAGAAAUGGAGGGGCACUCUGCUGGAUGCUCACCAUUAAAGGGUCUACCCACCUUUCUCAAACUGAUUUCGCCAUACUAUAUCCUCAUUGGAUGUCUUUUUUUAUGAAAACAAUAGUAAAUCCUAAAAGGGCCAGUGGCGCUAACCUCCUACCUCCUGAUUUCACAGUUAGAAAUUCCUGUGUCGAUGAAGGAAUCCUGCAGACCAAAGUUCUUAUUGCAGACGAACUGCCACGCGAACAUCAACCCGAUGGCAAGUGGAUGGCUUCUCGUCUUAGGAUACCUAACGAGUUACGGAUUCGUACGGUCAAUUGGGUUCGACAAAAACCUAAAGAAUCAGUUACUACUGAUAUAAAAGGCAGACCGCUAAUAGGUUUGAUGAACUUCCCGCUUGGGAGCGAGGUUUGGAUGCAUCUCAGUCCAGACGAAUAAAACCGGCAAUAUCCGGUUCGGUCGAGCCAGGAAGUUUAGGUACCUAAGAAAAACAGUGCAACCCACUCCUCCUAUAAGAUCUCGCGAUUUAUUGCUUCCCGGUACUUGCGUAGAAAACAGAGUAGCCCUGCGGGAUACAUCGGAGAUACUACUCGGUAAGAGUCUGCAUGUUCAAUAAAGUUAGCAUCGAAAUGAGGACCACGAUUGAUAUUGACGCUGGCAAGAGGGAAACUGGUGAGAAAGCUGUGUGUCAACAUGUCGUACUAUGUGACUGUUACAUGACGUUCCAACGACAAGGCACAUAUGAAGCAUGAUACAUGAAGCGUGCAGCAAUGGCGUCAAAUAGCUGUUCUCGCCCCAAAACGAACAGGGAUAUCGACUGUGGCUCAAUAGGCCAAGACCCUAUAAGAAGCAACCCGAGCUGAGGCUCUCACCAUCUAAGGGAGAUUUGUAACGCCUUAAAAUGCA
Messenger RNA from Daldinia loculata, 1992 nucleotides. Its product is annotated as platelet-activating factor acetylhydrolase, isoform II-domain-containing protein. Gene Ontology annotation, molecular function: 1-alkyl-2-acetylglycerophosphocholine esterase activity. The record is from RefSeq and is a predicted model, not a curated record. Lineage: Eukaryota; Fungi; Ascomycota; Sordariomycetes; Xylariales; Hypoxylaceae. The coding region runs from base 1 to 1524 and encodes 507 amino acids. The transcript is spliced from 4 exons.